Messenger RNA from Saccharomyces kudriavzevii IFO 1802, 1071 nucleotides. RefSeq names its product Aim23p (gene AIM23). Lineage: Eukaryota; Fungi; Ascomycota; Saccharomycetes; Saccharomycetales; Saccharomycetaceae. The record is from RefSeq and is a predicted model, not a curated record. The transcript has a single exon. Bases 1 to 1071 code for a protein of 356 amino acids.
AUGCUAAAGGUACUUUUGAGAACAAUUGUCCUACGAAAAGCAUUGCCUUCAAGGAGUUUUCGAUAUCUCCACUGUUCAGAAUACUUCCACAGAGACAAUGCAUCCUCAACUACAGAUAUAUUUCGUAAUGCAAUGAAACGCAAACGUGAGCUGACGAGUGUCAGAGAACAAAACCAUGAAAAUGGCUCUAGGAAUGUUGCGUUUCCUAAAGAGUAUAUAAAGCGUCAGAGACAACCACCAAGAAAUGCUGCCAAGAAGAAAAGAAUCAUGAUAACUUGGAGCACUGGAACAGAUAGAGCUAAAGAGGCAGCAAAUUCAGUUGUAGGUGAGAUAUUCAAGAAAAAUUACAAGGGAAAUAUAAAAGUUGUGGACCCCACUACCCACAGAAUUGAAGCAUCUAAUAUUCGGUAUUUUGCCAAGGGUAUUGACUUGGAUAAAGUUGGCUUGAGUAUUGUCAAUGUUGAGCAAAUUGAUAAUGAAAAUCAAAUUCCUCUUGUUAAAAUAGUCGAAAGUCGUGUGGCUUUGAAAAAGUAUUCAGACUUUCUGGCUAAAAAAAAAGAGAAGGAAUUGAUGGAAUUGGGAGUAAUGAAUAAGUCUUUCAGGACUGCGGAAACAGAUAAAAAAGAAGACAAUUUGAAGCAUAUUAAAAUAUCAUGGCAGAUUGAAAACGAUGAUUUGCAAAGGCAGAAGGCCCAUGAAAUCGUGUCAUUAUUAAAAAAGGGAAGCAAGGUGACGUUAUACCUGGACGAUAAGAAUAAUAUAAAUUCAAAUAAAUGGCUUGAGGGUUUUGAAGAGCUGAACAACUUCAAAGAAAAUGAAACAACUAGACUGUCAAAAUCAGUAUUACAAAAAAGGACUGCCGUUUUGGAGACAUUGAAAGAGAUUGUCAGCGAGUACGCCAAUGAACCUGUCUUACUUGGCAACAUAGGUAUGAAAUUAAUAAUGAAAUUGACACCAAAAGAUGUGAAACCCCACAACAACGAUAAAAGAACGUUGAAAGAGUUGAGGAAGAAAGAGAGACAGGAAAAACUGCAAAAAAGAAUUGAGAAAAAGAAAAUGAAGGAAACAUAA